AUGACUCAAAUACAAACAUUUUUGAUGAUGUACCGCAACACUCCACACUCGACAACACUACAGGCUCCGGCAAAAUUGCUGUUAGGACGGAAUAUCAGAACACAAUUCGACGCACUGAUACCCAGUAGCGUCGACGUAGUUAACGGGCGCCAAACAGCGCAAAUCAAACACCACGGUAAACGUCAACACGAGCUAAAAAUAGGGGAUACGGUGGUGGUGCGCGACUACCGUAACAACGACCAAAAAAGGUCAAAAGGUACAGUAACAAAGUCACUAAGCAAAAAUGUCAUUGAGGUCGAUACGGAAGAGGGUAUUUGGAAAAGACACUUAGACCAAACAUAA
Messenger RNA from Metopolophium dirhodum (rose-grain aphid), 342 nucleotides. RefSeq lists its product as uncharacterized. The record is from RefSeq and is a predicted model, not a curated record. The coding region runs from base 1 to 342 and encodes 113 amino acids. Lineage: Eukaryota; Metazoa; Arthropoda; Insecta; Hemiptera; Aphididae. The transcript has a single exon.